UGCUAUCGAUUUUUGGCAUCGAGUACAAGUGCAACAACAAUGUUUGCGUUUAUUUUUCGCUUAAAUCCGUUGAAAAUUCCGUGAAAACGAAUGAAAAGCAGUGCAGCUGCUUGAUAACACAAAAGGGGUGCAUAAAACAAAUCGAAUAACAACGGACCAACGCCACCGGAAGCGCAAAAGUAAACACAAAAUCGGAAAUCCGAAAAGUGAAUCAGAAUUUUUCCAGCUCACACACACACACAACCGCACGCCCAGCAAACACACAUGCAAACGCACGGAACCAGUCGUGUUGUUGUUGUAAAUAAGUGCAAGUGAAGAAGAGGAAGCAGAAGCUGCGAUCGGAAAAUUAAGCGAAAAUAGUGGAAAAGCGGGACGGGGCGGGGGAAAAGCGGUGGAAAGUGGAGAGACUGCACUCCAGCUAGCACGCUUCGCUGGCUGCGCGACAGCAGAACGCCAGUCAAGCGCCAAAAGCCAUUAGUGUAGAACCCCAUUUUCAGCUGGAGCGGCACAAGAAAGCAAUUUUCUGGUAGCAGAAACAGAAACACCAAGAAACGCGAAUAAUUGGUCGAAAUCUUUGAAGAGACAGCAACAAUUAGCCGGAAUCGGAAUGGAGCUGAAAGUUUGGGUCGAGGGCAUCCAGCGGAUCGUUUGCGGCGUUACAGUGAACACCACAUGUCAGGAUGUGGUCUUUGCCUUGGCCCAUGCCACUGGAAAAGUCGGCAGAUUCACUUUAAUCGAAAGGUGGCGUAAUAACGAACGUCACCUGGCCCCCAACGAAAAUCCCAUGAAGUUGCUGCUCAAAUGGGGCGAGUAUGCAAAUGAUGUGCAGUUUAUAUUACAACGAUCCGAGAACAAAACGCAGCAGCAACAACAACAACAGCAGCAGCAAAACAACAAUAACAACAACAACUAUGCUGUGAUGACAACGAAAAAGCCGCUGGGCCCAAACAAUAACAAUAAUAAGCCAGCGCCCACUUUGCAAAAGCAAAAGUCGAACGUCGAACUCAGCUACCGCACAAAGGAAUUGAAAAAGAGUUUUGGCGGCUAUGAUGCCAAACAGUUUGACAACAUUGGAAUAGUCAAAGGGAUUCCUCAGCAGCAGCCACCGGUUUCAGGAGCUCCGGUGAGCCCACCAGUUGUCCCGCAGGAGCAGAUGCCGCCGCAGGAUAACAACAAUGUAGCACCACUGGUGCCGAAGCACGAGAAGUCGCUAUCGAAUCCUUUGGAUAUGACCAGCACGGGCAGCAAUCCACCAACUUCAGCAAAUGGCUACAACGACUUCUACAACAAUAAUAGCAGCAGUAACCAGCACAUCUACAGCCAGCUAAGCAAAUCCAGCAAUGAACUGCGGCGUUCCAGUCCCAACGAGAUGUACUACAACAAUAAUAACAAUAUUGUCAAUAACAACAAUAACUCACCGGAGCUGUAUAAGCAAACCCCGACGAUUUCUGCAAAUGGAGCGCUAGUACCACCUCCGUAUCGUGAUCCGCCGCCCCCGAGGAACAGUCCCAUGUGCCAGGGUCAACGUUUGCCCAGCAGCAAUGCGGACACCAUGUCAAAUGCCUCCUCCUCGACGAAUCCGUUCCUCAGUGACUACGAUCAGCACAGCAACCAUAACAAUAACAGCAUUAACAAUAAUAGCCAGGCCAUGGAGGAGGGCGAGACCAUGUUCCAGGCCACGCAAUACAACGAUUUGUUGCAGCUCAUCAAGUUUCAGCGCGAGAAGAUAACAGCCCAGCAAAUGGAAUUGCAAAAAUUCGAUACGGAAAUAGUAUACUUGGAGAGCAAGGAACGGGACCACGCCCACGAGCUAGAGGCCAUAUCGCGUGAGAUCUCCAAGGCGGACCAAAUCUUUCGUCAAGGCAGCGAACAGCUCCAGACCCUGCAGUAUGUGGAGGAGGAGAACGAAUUGGUCAAGCAGCAGGAGAAGACUCUGAAGUCGGAAAUUGCUCUGCUCCGAUCCAAGCUGGCCAAUUGCGAGACUGAGCUGCUGCAAUGCAAGAACAAGAUGCGCUUGCUGAUGGAUGACAUAGAACUGGAACAGCAACAGCAGCAGCAGACUAAUAGGCAAACUGUGGAGCGCGACUUCUUAAUGGAAAUGGAGCGGAUACAGAGCGAAAUUGACCAGGCCCUGCACAACACGGACACUUCGAACAAGUCGACAGAUAACUUGAAGAAGGAGCUGCUGAUGAUCGAGCAUGCCAUUGCCGAGAAGAAACGGCAGGUGGAGCAGCUGGUCAACGAAAUGAAGGAGGUGAACUUGCAAAGUCUGACUGUGACCACCACGGAGGAGAUCAAGCACCUGUUGGAGGGACCUAACAAGCAGGGCAGCAGUCGGCGGAUUAUCGGCUCGCCCAGGCAACUAGAAACUGCUGUUCCAACCAGUAAAAAUCCUCACGGCGUCUGGGUUUAAGUCGCACACACUCCUUAGGCAUCGAAACUAUUUUUCUAGACUUAUUCCUCCUCCAACAAAUAAUGUUUUUGGGAACAAAAUUGAUGAACAUAUCUUGAAUGCAUAAUGGAGUUGACACAAAUCGAAUUCCAUAUGAAUAUCACAAUUUUACACAAUAUUCUAUACAAAUUUACAAUGAUUAACGUGCUUUCAGUAUGUUUACAUUCCAACCACUCUAUGGAUCUCUCAAUGCAAUGAUAAAUGUUACAAAUUCGCAAACACAACCCACAUGUCUCCACAUUCUGCACUGCACUUUGUAUUUUAAUGUAGUUAAUGAGUCCAUAAUCACAUGCCCCUAAUUUUAAUUUUGUGUGCUAUACUUUUGUUUAAUUUUUGUUGCUAGUCUACAUGUUAACAAAAACCCUUUUCAAUCUCUACAAUUCGCCAUUAGUUGUUAAUUUUAACAAUGAACUUUAAUUGUUGCAAUAAUUCGAAAGUAUCGUAACUUGAAUCGCCUUUUUAACAUUUAAGUAGUGCACUUAGUGAUUUGUCUCCCACAGAAUAAUUCAUUAUAGAAUUCACAAUUCGAAUUACACAAAAAUUAAUGUACUUAGCAAUUAGCGCAGCUUUAAAAAACAAAUUACAAAUUAGCAAUGCUUU
This is a messenger RNA of Drosophila suzukii, 3052 nucleotides long. It is a transcript of the gene RASSF8, whose product is annotated as ras association domain-containing protein 8. Lineage: Eukaryota; Metazoa; Arthropoda; Insecta; Diptera; Drosophilidae. Gene Ontology annotation, biological process: signal transduction. The record is from RefSeq and is a predicted model, not a curated record.